AUGACGUGUUGGCCCUUGGUUUUGUUCCUAAAUGCAUUUCCUUUUCUGUUGCUUGUCGUUCUAGUUUGUUCACCUAUUCUAUUAAUUCAGGGUAAUCAGGCAUUCAAAGAUAAGCAGUGGCAGAGGGCCAUUGGCUUUUAUACAGAAGCGAUCAAACUCAACAGUAAUAAUGCUACUUACUAUAGCAAUAGGGCUGCAGCAUAUCUAGAAUUGGGAAG
Messenger RNA from Ilex paraguariensis (yerba mate), 218 nucleotides. NCBI's taxonomy places the organism in Eukaryota, Viridiplantae, Streptophyta, Magnoliopsida, Aquifoliales, Aquifoliaceae. The record is from the annotation of a GenBank genome assembly.